Molecule: messenger RNA, 1796 nt
Organism: Microplitis demolitor
Lineage: Eukaryota; Metazoa; Arthropoda; Insecta; Hymenoptera; Braconidae
Exons: 5
Coding region: 500-1729 (409 amino acids)
Source: RefSeq, a predicted model, not a curated record
AUAUGUCGAGCUCGCGAUGUUUUAGUUGCCGGUUACGGUUGCUUCUUAUAUCAUAUAAAGGCAACUCACUUUAGACUUUUAUCUUCAUAUAUAUUAAAUCACUUGACAGAUCCAAUUGUACACAAUAGUAGUAAACUUAACUUGUUUAUAUAAAUAUAGUAAAUAUUUAUUAUUUUUUAAAGUUAAAGUUUAGUUUACUCCAAAACAAAAUUUAUUCAUCAAUGAUUUACGUCUCUGUUUUGUGAUUUAGUUACGAGUUUUUGCGUCUGACAGGUCCAUUAUAUCUUUGGACUCUGUACAAAUUUACUCAGUGAUGUGAAUUUACAUACUUUUAAAUCAAGUUGACGUUUACGUCGAUGAAUGUUAUCACGAUCAAUGAUAAGAGGGAGCUCGAUAGCGAUACCGAGUCUAAUUGUCAACGUGUAAGACGCCUACUAUAAGUAGUAUAUAUUUCAUAUACAUAUAUAAAUAUAUACACAUCAGUUAAGACAAAACGACAAUGGCAAUUGCGAGGAUUAAGAGUUUUCUUGACAGCAGUCUAAAGAGCGUAACGACUCCGUUGGAUCGUACCACUAAUUUAGAACCUGAAAUAGGUCUAAGAAUCGUUAAUUCGCCGUAUGAUAAAACACUACGUGUUACUGUUAUCGGUGCGAGACAUUUGCCACAAAAUUUUGGAUUUACUCGAGUCAACAGUUAUGUUGUCAAGAUAAAAUUUUUUCCGGGUAAGGAAAAAUUUGAGACGACAUCAAAAAAUGAAUCUUGGCCACAGUGGAAUGAGGAGUUUACGUUUCACUUAAGAAAAGAAACUAAAAUAAAAUUUGGCAAAUCUAAAGUUACGGAAGAAAUUUUAGAUGGAUCGAAACUUAUAAUAGCGACGCUUUAUGCAAUACUUGAGGACAAACCGCUGAUAGCGACUGAUAAAAAGGAAGCGGAGAAAGAAAAUAAUUCAAAGGAAAGUGGUAAAGAUAGUGGCAAGAAAGAUGGAAAGAAAAAGGAAGGAGCUACGACGUCUGGAUCACAAGAGUCGAAAUCCAAUAAAUUGUUGGGUCAGUUCUUUGGCAAAAGUACGGAGAAGGAAAAAGAAACGGUCAUUGAAAAAAAAAGUAUUGAUAAAAGACGAACUGUUGGAGCGACUACGAUUUCAUUAGACAGUAAGAAUUUUGUUACUAAACCACCCAAGUCUAAACAUUCGGACGAUGUUUCGACUGGUGAUAUUUGGAAACCACUUAGACCGAUUGCCAGUGGGAUCUCUGGUGCUGAAGAUAGACGGGAGUGUAAAAAAGGCCAAGUAGAAAUGAUUCUAGUACAAGAAAAAAGUGAUAAGAAAGAUGUAAGUGAAGGUCGGCUGAUAUUAAGCUUAUCUCGUUUGAGAUGUUCACUUCAAACAAUGCAUGAGCAGGAGACACUUAAAGGUCAAUUGUAUAUAAAAAUGUCAGUGGUUGAUAAUGGAAGAGUUACGCAUUUUUGGAAAAGUGAUCGAUUUAAUCCAAGUGUAUCAAUGAAGUUUGCCCAAGACCAAGCGCAAGUUGUUGCUGAAAAUCCUUAUGAAGGUGCGCUGAAAGAUGUCAGUUUUGUCGUUAAAUUUGUUUCCAAAAAUAAAAUGGGUAAAAAAACUACAAUCGGACACUUUGUCAUUGGUCCGGAUGUCGGUGGAACAUAUAGCGAACAAUGGAAACAAGCAAUGGCCAAACCAGGACAAGCUGUUACUAAAUGGCAAGCGUUUGAAUGAAUCUACUUAGAGUUUGAAUUGAAAUUGUAAAUUCUUUUUUUUAUUGUACCGUUUAUCGAAUGGGUAU